Messenger RNA from Rubroshorea leprosula, 1587 nucleotides. The record is from the annotation of a GenBank genome assembly. NCBI's taxonomy places the organism in Eukaryota, Viridiplantae, Streptophyta, Magnoliopsida, Malvales, Dipterocarpaceae.
AUGUUUUUAUAUAUUCGACAGCAAUGCUAUCGAAUAUAUGAGAAACGUCGUCGUUUCCCCUGUGUAUUCGACAGCAAUGCUGUCGAAUAUACUUGACUUUAACCCCCCCUCCGCUUGUCUUUCCCCCAUUUCUUCUUCUUCCCCUGCGGCUGAUUUGGUUCAUUUUCUCCGGCCCUAUUCUUGCCGGUGCCGCCAGAUUUUGUCUUGUUGCCAUCGAGCCCCCUGCUGCUCUAAGUCGGAUUUGGUGUUUUUCAUAAUUGGGUGAAACGUAGUAUAUUUUGGGAAUUGCCAUACUGGAAGGAUUUAUUGAUUUGUCAUAACCUUGAUGUCAUGCAUUGUGGGAAGAAUUUUUUAGAUAACAUUAAAAAUAUUGUUAUGGAUGACAAGGGUUGUACAAAGGAUAACACCAAUGCUAGAUUGGAUUUACAACUGUAUUGCAAUAGAUCUGAAUUAGAAUUGAUACCUCAAGAUGAUGGAGCAAGAUGAUGGAACAGCUAUAAAACCCAAUGCUUUAUAUGUUCUUAGUCGAGAGCAACGAGCUCUUAUCUGUCAGUGGCUGAAGGAAUUGAGAUUCCCAGAUGGGUAUGCAUCCAACAUAGCACGAUGUGUUAACAUGCAGGAACUUCGAUUGUUUGGGAUGAAAAGUCAUGAUUGUCAUGUAUUCAUGCAGCGUCUCUUGCCAAUUGCUUUCCGUGAUUUCCUCAUAGAUGAAGUUUGGGGUCCCUUAACUGAGAUCAGUCAAGUAUUAGGUGGAGAAAUGCGUAUGCGUGCAUUGUCACCCAAAGAAUUAAAGGCAGCAGAACUUUAUGUUUUGCUUAAUUGUGAAGAAGUUAAUCCAUGGAUUGCGCUUUUUGAUUAUCAAGUAUGUUCCGGUUUAUCAGAGGAUCAAAUUCAAAUCAAAAGGCAACUUGAAUUUAUUCCUUGGUUUAAGACAACAGUGCGUAAUGGAAGAUAUGAGGUUGAUUCUCGCCUUUUGCCUUUAGUAACUGGCCCAGUCAAUAACGUUAGGCCGCGUGUUUCUGCUUCUGCUUCCCUUCCUCCCCCGACCCUCUGCACACGACGAGCCCCCCAACUACCGCCACCCAUUUUCCGGCCGGAAAUCCGGCAAAGCUUGGGGAUUUCUCCCUAUUUUCUUGUCUUAGAACACCUAGUAAACCCAAAAAUUCCCCCUCUUUGCUGGAAAUUCCAAAUCUGCGCUGUUUUCUUCCCUUUGUCCGUCGGCCUCUGCUUGUGUGGGUGUGAAUUCUCGGCUUUUCUGAAUUUCUUCUUCUCUGCCGCCGGCUUCUUCUUCCCCUGCUAGCUCCGGUUCUUGCUGGAAAAUUCUGGUUUUGAUCGUUCUGUCACCGUAGCACUUGGGUUAGCCUUCUGUUCUGUGCGAGUGAGGUAAGUAAAUUAUGGUAAAGCCCUUCGAUUUUAAGGCAUGUUUUCAAUUGUUUUUGAGAUGGUGGCAAGGUUUAAAUUGAUUUUAAAUUGAUUUUAUCGGCAUCUGAGUGUGAUUAAACUGAAAUGAGAAUUUGGAUGAUUUUCAUGAGAAUUUCCUUGUUUUUCUGAAAUUGAGCAUGAUUGGAAUGAAAAUGAGGAUUUUAU